GAAGUUAAAGAGGUGAGGAACAAACAACCUGAGUGAAAUGGGAGGAGCAGAAGUUGACUUCCUAAAUAACAGCCAGGUUCCUCCGCGCGCUCAGCUUCCUGGACUUCCUGAAGUCCCAAAGACUCGGAGUGUGCUGAGCUGCUGUCCCCCAGCUCUACACCUCCUGGAUGGAAACGGACCGGCUGCUGAGCCGGCCUGAGGAGGACGGACACACCGGGGACUAUGGCUCCGGGCCCGGAAGGAGCCGCGGAGGUUCGCGGGCCAGCAGGCGGAUGUCCUACUCUGCUGCCGAGGACUGCUGCCGUUUGGACGGAGAUAACAAGGACAUUUACAUCCAGCAAGCUGUUGUCUUCAUAGAAGAUGCCAUCCAUUACCGCUCCAUCAACCACCGGGUGGAUCCUGGCUCACUACGCCUGUACCGAUGGUACUACUCCAAACUAUGCCAGUGGAUCCUGGGGACCAUCAUUGCAGUUGUGUUGUUGCUGGCAUUCAUAGAGCGUCCUUCGUCACUCUCGGUCUCCUCGGAUCCCCACCACCGAUCAGUACCAUAUGAGCCUCCUUGUGGCGCCACAGAGAGCGUGGAGAUGCUCUGCAUCAUCAUCUUCUGCUUCGAUCUGGCAGUCAAAAGCUACCUGAUUGGCUGGGAGGAAUUCAGAAAGAGUAAAUGGCUAAUCAGCUACACUGUGGUUAUUUGUGUGUCCAUCGUUGACUGGGUGCUAUCCAUCAGCAUGCUGUGUGAUGAGAAACUGAGAGUACGACGGCUUGUUCGACCAUUCUUCCUUCUGCAGAACUCCUCUCUGAUGAAAAAGACCCUGAAGUGCAUCAAGAGAACCCUGCCUGAGAUCGCCAGUGUGAUCCUGCUGCUGGCUCUGCACCUUUGUCUCUUCACCAUGAUCGGCAUGCUGCUAUUUGCUAAAAGCGAGGAUCCAAAGAAGAACGGCGAGUGGGAGCUCCACUUCAGAGACAUGAGCACGUCCCUGACCUCCCUGCUGGUUCUGCUCACCACAGCCAACAACCCAGAUGUCAUGAUCCCCGCCUACUCCCUCAACAGAGGCUACGCCAUCUUCUUCAUCACUUUCAGCGUCAUCGGGACCUACUGCCUGAUGAACCUGCUGACUGCCAUCAUCUACAACCAGUUCAGGGGAUAUUUACUGAUGUCCGUUCAGACGUCCAUCAUGAGGAGGCGGCUGGGGAUCCGAGCUGCUUUCCAUGUCCUGAGCAGCCAGAGAGCCCAGGCUGAGGCACAGGAGGUUGUGAGUGUGGAUGCCCUCCUCCAGGUGAUGUCCAGGGUCCACAUGAAGACCUACUAUAAAUCAGCCAUCACUGUGGCGGCGCAGCGGUUUGCAGACCGGGGCUUCAUUGAUCAGCCCCAGUUCAGGACCAUCUUUGACGAGCUCGAUAAAGAUUGCAUCAAGGAGCACCCUCCUCUACCUCAGUACACAUCUGCAACCCUACAGAGAUUUCAGAUGGUCUUCAGCCACUACUACAUCACUGUCCUGGGAAACCUGGUGGCCCUGGCCAAUGUCAUUUGCAUAUGUACUAUCCUGGUGCUGAACUCUGAGAAGACCACGGCAGAAAGGGACAACUACAUCCUAGAGAUUAUCAACCUCUGCUUCAUCCUCUUCUACCUCUUUGAAAUGAGUGUGAAGAUAUUUGCCUUUGGCUGGAGGGGGUACCUGUCCUACAGGAGCAACAUAUUUGAUGGCUUCCUCACCGUUCUCUUACUGAUCCUACAGAUUGCUAUAUUCAUCACCUACAGGCUUCCAUACUCCCAGUGGGAGCCCUCGGCUCAUGCUGGGAUGUCUCUGUGGGAGAUGAUUCGUCUGGUCAACAUGCUAAUCGUCUUCCGCUUCCUGCGCAUCAUCCCAGAUAUCAAGCUCAUGGCGUUGGUUGCUAGCACUUUGUUAGAUCUGGUGAAGAACCUCCGAGCGUUUGCUGGGGUCCUGGUGGUGGUGUACUAUGUGUUUGCAGUGUUUGGGAUCUGGCUAUUUGAGGGCGCCAUUAAACCUCCUCUAGGAAUGAGUGCCCCCCUCAUGGACAACAGCACGUCUAACUCCAGCACGGCCUGUGGAACCUAUGAACAGCUCGGAUACUGGCCCAACAACUUUGAUGAUUUCGCUGCAGCCAUCAUUCUGCUCUACGACGUCAUGAUAGUCAACAACUGGCAGGCCUUUAUGGAGGCGUACAGCAGAUACACCUCAGAGUGGUCCAAGAUCUACUUCGUCUGCUGGUGGCUCACCUCCUCAGUGAUGUGGGUCAACCUGUUUGUUGCUCUCAUCUUGGAGAACUUCAUUUACAAGUGGGACCGCAGCCACAGCUGCUCUGUUACCGACGUGGAGAAGAUCCGAUACGAAACUUCAGUGCAGUUCAUGUUCAGGGAGCAGAUCCCAGAACCCACUGAAGAGGAGCUGGUGUGUCAGCUCCACCGGCACCCCCACCUCCACCUGGACUGCUGACAGCACCACCGUCUGCAGGAGGAGCACGACACAGUUCUCUGUUUCACUCUUCGUUCAAACUUAGGUUUUUACUUCUAAACUCUGUUUAAACGGUUUUAAUUGAGUCUAAACGUCCCCAGAACCAGAAACGUCCUGAGGGGUCUGAUCGGGUCCAGUUAUGUCAGAACCAAGUCACGCUGAGGACAGUUUCCUUCAAAUGGGACAUUGGACGCGGCUGUUUAGCUCCUGGUGAGCUAGCCCAGCCGUUAUGGAGCUGCCAUCAUGUUUUCUCACCAGUCUGGAUGUUUUUGAUCAGCCAUCUCUGACGUGUUUGAGCGGUUCUGGUUCCAGUUCACACAGAAUGACUCCUGCAACAGAUCACUCUGACACAGAAACCAAUACAGGCCUUCCAACUUUAAAAAGCGACUCGCCCUGAAAUGGACGCCAUAAUAGCUCAGAGUGAAUUUAAGAACAGAAGCGGAAGACUUUGUUUUGUUUGUCUAUUUUUAAAAAUAUUUGUUGGGAUGAUGAGUUUUUAGCCAGUAUGGGAAUUUUAUCCACUGAGGAGGACAAAUCCUAAAACAUACAGGAAACACGUUGCUUAGCAGAAUAAAGAGACACACACUGAGUGAGGGGCCCUCUCUGCCCACAGGGGCCCUGCCUGAUGAUAAUUGGCCCCCAUUCUCUGGGCCCCCUGACCAACACUAGCACCAGGACUUAAAGGGAAACUCACUGUAUUGUUUAAAUCUCACAGGGAGGGGGUCUAUGUGGAGCAGGGUGCAUUGGGGCCUGAUUGGGGGCCACAGUAGGACUACAGUAUAUAUGAAACAACUUUAGCUGAAAGCUUCAAGUCUGAUUUCUGCAAAAAAACAUUUUAUUUAACUUGAACAAAGGUGAAAAGGGAAAAUUGUUGGAGCUCCUUCCUUCUGCUGUUAUUUAUGGGAAUCCUGAUUGGACUCAUUUUAUUAUGGAGAUCAGAUUAUUUUAUGAUGAUGACGUGAUUCCUGAAAAAAUAAACACCUUUAACCAAA
Molecule: messenger RNA, 3466 nt
Organism: Cyprinodon tularosa
Lineage: Eukaryota; Metazoa; Chordata; Actinopteri; Cyprinodontiformes; Cyprinodontidae
Gene: tpcn2
Product: two pore segment channel 2
Exons: 25
Coding region: 168-2456 (762 amino acids)
Biological process (GO): monoatomic ion transport; transmembrane transport
Cellular component (GO): lysosomal membrane
Molecular function (GO): monoatomic ion channel activity; voltage-gated channel activity
Source: RefSeq, a predicted model, not a curated record